Messenger RNA from Haplochromis burtoni (Burton's mouthbrooder), 255 nucleotides. Its product is annotated as interferon alpha-inducible protein 27-like protein 2. The record is from RefSeq and is a predicted model, not a curated record. The transcript has 3 exons. Lineage: Eukaryota; Metazoa; Chordata; Actinopteri; Cichliformes; Cichlidae. The coding region runs from base 1 to 255 and encodes 84 amino acids. Gene Ontology annotation, cellular component: membrane; mitochondrion. Gene Ontology annotation, biological process: apoptotic signaling pathway.
AUGGAAUGGGAAGAAAUAUGCAAGACGGUCCUUGUGUCUGCAGGAGCUGGUGGAACUGUGAUUCUGACUCCUGCUCUUCUGGGAGCUGCUGGUUUCACCUCAGCAGGAAUAGCUGCAGGCUCCUACGCUGCAAGCAUGAUGUCUGCAGCUGCUGUGGCCAAUGGAGGAGGAGUGGCAGCAGGAAGUGCAGUGGCUGUUUUGCAGUCAGCAGGUAAACCGAAUAAUUUACUAUAUAUUAUCUCUCUCUCUCUCUAA